Molecule: messenger RNA, 2145 nt
Organism: Didymodactylos carnosus
Lineage: Eukaryota; Metazoa; Rotifera; Eurotatoria; Philodinida; Philodinidae
Source: the annotation of a GenBank genome assembly
AUGGAAAGGCGGGGCACUUGUUCAUCAAGAGAAGCUAGCUUAUUUCUUAUGAAAUUUUAUGCCUGGGAAGUCAUGCGUGUAAAUAUAUCACUUAUAUUCCUUUAUACACCUAUAUUGCUACUGGUAUUGAAUUAUUCCAGCUCCGUAAUCGGAGGAACAAUCAAGGCGGGCGUACGUCAUGAACAGUGGAAAUUACUAGCCUAUUCAAAACCGAGAGAAAAUGAGAAUAUCGCACUCAUUUUUGUCAUCAAAAAUAAUGAUAAACAAGUUUCAAAUUUAGAACAAAAGUUCACACAAGUGAGCAAUCCAAUGCAUGCCGACUAUGGUAACUUUUUGACCUAUGAUGAAAUACAUGAACAAUUGCUCAGUGAAACACCAAAAAGUGGUAAAAUCCAUCGUACUAGUGGACAACUAGCAUUCAGAGCCAAACAAUUCAAAUUACCGAGCGCUAUUUAUGACAAUAUCGAUUAUAUUGAACAAUCAAGUGAAUUUCUAACAGUAUCAGGUCCAAAGAUACCUGCAUCAAAUGAGAGCCCAUCUAAGCAUCCCCUAGCUGAGAGCAUAUCGAAUGCUCCUAAUGUAUUGUUUCUUGAUAGAAUUGGAAAACGCAUUGAGUUUUUUAUUCAAUUAAUCUGUUCAAACGGUGAAAAUGCAUCUGAUACCGUAUGCCCAGAAUUUCGAGGCUUCCGGAUUGGUCUAAUAGUUCUUACAUCAACGACACAGAUAACUGUAUCAUUAGUGAAUGCCAAUUGCCAAGUGUGUUAUAAAGCUGGGAGCACUAUUUAUGAUGCAUGUUUCAACUAUGACUUGACUGAUGAUAGUGUAUUAUGUCUCUUUUCUAUCAGCCAUAAUAAUAUUAAAAAAUAUGAACAGAUUACCGUUUCUAUUGAAUCAAUAUUUGUACUGGAUGGUGAAACAAGUUAUUCUGAUUCUGCCAUCCAACCAUUUGAACAAGUAGCUCACGUUACACCAUCACUUUUGGCAUCAUUAUAUAAUGUCAGUAUGAGUAUAGUUAAACAGAAACGUCUCCCAAAGAGUAGACAAGCCGUUGUUGGAUUUUCAGAAUAUUAUAAUUUGAAAUCGUACAAAGCAUUUGCACAAACUUAUGGAAAAAACUUUAAUUUAAGAUUUGGUAAAGUAUAUGGAGACGAUUACACGAACAAAUCGUACGAUGAAGGUGAAACAUCGUUGGAUAUGGAAUAUAUGGCAGCAAUGGGUGCCGGUAUUGUAACCGAUUACAUUUCGUCAACAAGUGCCGGUGUUUCAUAUGCGCCGCUUUUCGCUACAUUAGCGCUUUUAGAGUCGAAUAAACGUAAUGUUGUUCCACUAGUUUAUUCUAUAAGUUAUGGUACAGAUUCAACUGAUGUAGGACCAAAAAUUGUUCGUAUGAACGAUAUACAAUUUAUGAAAAUGGGCGUCUCGGGAAAGUCGGUGUUUGCUAGUGCAGGCGAUGAUGGAAUAGCAAGCUCGACAGGUUGUACAAAACGUUUUAUAACAGAGUAUCCGGCUGCUUCACCUUAUGUCACAGCUGUUGGUGCUACACAACUGGUUCUCAGUGUUACGAACAAUUGUCGAUAUAUAGCACAAGAGCCUCGUAAAUGUCUUGAAGAAAUUGUUGCAUAUACAAACGAUUUAACAGAAUGUCUCAUAACAUCCGGUGGUGGAUUUUCGAUCUAUCAUACGAGACCAACUUGGCAAAAGAAAAUGGUUCAGAAUUAUCUGAGUACUGCUAAUAAGCGUCUACCACCACUAACAUACUUUAACAAAAACAAUCGAGCAUAUCCAGAUAUUACUCUACUUGGACAUGAUUACUCAACGAAACAGAAGGGUGGCAGAGUUGAUUUGUCUGAAGACGGUACAUCAGCCAGUUCUCCGGCUACUGCUGGUUUAUUCAGCUUAAUUAAUGAUCAGAGAUUAAAACUUGGUAUGAAACCACUAGGAUUUGUAAAUCCUUUACUUUAUCAGUUAGCAGAAACAAAUCCAGAGGUAUUCUACGAUAUUGUUAAAGGUGAAAACAACUGUAAUAGUGCGGGGGUAUGUUGUCCAUAUGGUUUUGAAGCACAAAAAGGAUACGAUCCGGUCAGUGGUAUUGGGUCAAUCAAUCAUGGACUACUGAUGGAAUUACUCACUCAAAGGACUAGUUAA